This is a messenger RNA of Mesoplodon densirostris (Blainville's beaked whale), 2438 nucleotides long. RefSeq names its product pyruvate dehydrogenase kinase 4 (gene PDK4). The record is from RefSeq and is a predicted model, not a curated record. Gene Ontology annotation, cellular component: mitochondrion. Bases 205 to 1428 code for a protein of 407 amino acids. The transcript has 11 exons. Lineage: Eukaryota; Metazoa; Chordata; Mammalia; Artiodactyla; Ziphiidae. Gene Ontology annotation, molecular function: pyruvate dehydrogenase (acetyl-transferring) kinase activity. Gene Ontology annotation, biological process: regulation of glucose metabolic process; protein phosphorylation.
CUACUGCUCCAUCGACUCACUACCCGAUUCCUCCACCGCGAAGCACCCCCGAACCUCAGCCCAGGCCGGGGAGCACGAGCCCGCCAGCCACCUGCUCUCCCCGUCCGAACGCGCCCCGCCCCUUCAAAGGCCCCAGGUCCUGCUCCCCGCAGCCUUCACCCCACACACCAGCCCCAGCUCGUGCCAGGAACGGUGGGCAUCAAGAUGAAGGCGGCACGCUUCGUGAUGCGCAGCGCCGGCUCCCUGGUACCCCGCGAGGUCGAGCAUUUCUCGCGCUACAGCCCGUCCCCCCUGUCCAUGAAGCAGCUGCUGGACUUCGGUUCAGAAAACGCAUGUGAAAAAACCUCUUUUGUGUUUUUGAGACAAGAGUUGCCUGUGAGGCUAGCCAAUAUCCUGAAGGAAAUUUAUAUCCUCCCUGAUGGAUUAGUAAAUACCUCUUCAGUGCAAUUAGUUAAAAGCUGGUAUAUCCAGAGCCUGAUGGAGUUGGUGGAAUUCCACGAGAAAAGCCCAAAGGACCAGAAAACAUUAUCAGAUUUUGUAGAUACUCUCAUCCAAGUUCGAAAUAGACACCAUAAUGUAGUUCCUACAAUGGCACAAGGAAUCCUAGAGUAUAAAGAUGCCUGUACAGUUGACCCAGCCACCAAUCAAAAUCUUCAAUAUUUCUUGGAUCGAUUUUACAUGAACCGUAUUUCCACCCGGAUGCUGAUGAACCAGCACAUCCUUAUAUUUAGUGACUUACAGACAGGAAACCCAAGCCACAUUGGAAGCAUUGAUCCAAACUGUGAUGUGGCAGCAGUGGUCCAAGAUGCCUUUGAGUGUUCCAAGAUGCUUUGUAAUCAGUAUUAUUUAACAUCUCCAGAAUUAAAGCUCACACAAGUGAAUGGAAAAUUUCCAGGCCAACCAAUUCAUAUUGUGUAUGUUUCGUCUCACCUUCAUCAUAUGCUCUUUGAACUAUUCAAGAACGCAAUGAGGGCCACAGUUGAACACCAGGAAAAUUGGCCUUCCCUGACACCAAUUGAGGUGAUUGUUGUCUUGGGAAAAGAAGAUCUUACAAUUAAGAUUUCAGAUAGAGGAGGUGGUGUUCCCCUGAGGAUCAUUGACCGUCUCUUUAGUUACACGUACUCCACUGCACCAACGCCUGUGAUGGAUAAUUCCCGGAAUGCUCCUUUGGCCGGUUUUGGUUAUGGCUUGCCGAUUUCUCGUCUCUAUGCCAAGUACUUUCAAGGAGAUCUAAAUCUCUACUCUUUGCCAGGAUACGGAACAGAUGCUGUCAUCUACUUAAAGGCUUUAUCUUCUGAGUCUGUAGAGACACUCCCAGUCUUCAACAAAUCAGCCUUCAAACAUUAUCAGACGAGCAGUGAGGCGGGUGACUGGUGUAUCCCAAGCAAGGAACCAAAGAACCUGGCAAAGGAAAAAGUGGCUGUGUGAGGAGGGACCCUCAGGACGCUUAAAGGGAUCAAAGUGGGUCUAUGCCAGUGCUGCUUCCUCAAUGUUUGCAUGUGAACUCUUGUUUUCUCAAAAACAAACAACAGCAACAAAAACUCCUUGGUCAGAACACUGAUGUGAAGAGGAAGAAAGCUCCUUUCUGUGACCCAGGCGAGCACAGUGCAGGACUACAGGGGUUCAUGGCUGGCCAGCUCUUUAUUCUCUUAACUUAGAACAAUGUAUGCGUUUAUAUCAAAUCCUGAAGAAGAAAUAAGCCUCAGUGUUCCAUCUCUUUAUCAGCAAGAAUGGGAAAGAGUGAGAAGUGAAGAUGUAGGCUAGCAGUUUCAAUGACUGAUAUUUUAGGCCACUGGUUGAUGUUACAAGAUACUGGUAUUUAUGGAUUAUCAAGUGUCAAUGUACCAGUACUUUCCUGUCAUUCAGAGGACUAGGGCUUAUUUUAUACUACAUGAUUAGAAAUGUAUGUAAACAUACAUUUCAUAUAUAUCUAUGCACUCUAGAGAUGAAAAACCAGUGACUGAAAUAACAUUUACUCUGAAUGAGGAGGAAUGAGCGAACACAUUUUAUUCUAAGUUGCAGCCAAGGCAUGGGCCUAUGUAAAAACUCAGAAAAAGCCCCUUCUGAUAAAUACAGUGCCUUUAUUAUGCUGCUUUUCCUGUUCACACCUCAAAUAAGAAGUGAACACUUAUUGCCAGGUGCCUUGUCUUGGUUGAAUUUUAAAAUAUGCACUGAUUUCAGGAUGUUGGCGGUUGGAGGGAGAGAAGAAUUACCAAAUUGAUAGCAAAAUCUCACCUUGCUUUGUUUAUAAAUGAAACAGAAGUAGAUUGGAAAAACCAGUGUUAGGGAAAGAAAUCAUGCAUUCAGAACCUAACUCAGUAGGAAGGGCUGUUCUCUACACUGCAGUGGUGGUAAUCCAAAGGCAUCUAUUUUCUAGGCUUAAAAAGAUGUAUUUUUUAUAUAUUUAAUUAUAUUCUCUACACUUCACCAUUAACAUG